AAAACCGGAAUGCCGAUGGAAGAGCGCACCAGGUUCCGUCUUUCGUAAUUAACGGCGCGCACCGCGUAACCACCGUAACGCCGUUAAAAAGUAAAAAAAUAUCAAAACACAAAAAAACCAACCGGCCGCCAGGCACUCACUCUCUAUCUUGUCUUAUUGACUCCUCCAUCUAUCUUCUCCGACGCGUUUUAGGGUUUGUUUUCCUUGUUCGGUUUUGUAUCUGAAUUUUCAGAAUUUUCCCAAUUCGUUUCGGUUUUGGAAUUCUUAUCUCUUUAGGAAAGUUCUCUUCUUUUCGAUUUCCUUCCGUUAUUAGGGUUUCGGCUAUGUCUUUACUGUAAAAACCCUUCCUCUUGCCCUCUUUUCGUAGAUUCUAGGGUUUGGGUUCAAGAUCCUGCGAUCUUUCCAGUGGAAUUCUAGGGUUUUCUGAUUUUGUGCGAAAGGAAUUUUUUUUUUUUUUUUUUUUUUUUUUCAAUUUCGUGUUGGGGAUGCUGAGAUGGUGAAUUCCGAGGGAUUGAGUGUUCCGCUAUCGCCUCCUCAGGUGGCGGCGAGGCAGUACGGAGUGACAAAGCCAAUAUCGACUGCCGGGCCGACGGAAGUCGAUAUUCAGAGGACAUUAGAGUUGGAGAAGUUUUUGGUUGAAGCUGGGCUUUAUGAAACCGAAGAAGGAGUUGCCAAGAGAGAGGAGGUUCUUCGGCGUAUCGAGCAGAUUGUCAAAGAUUGGGUGAAGCAACUUACUCGCUUGAGAGGAUACACAGAUCAAAUGGUUGAGGACGCUAAUGCUCGUAUUUUUACAUUUGGGUCCUAUAGGCUCAGGGUGCAUGGUCCUGGGGCUGACAUAGACACGUUAUGUGUUGGGCCAUCCUAUGUCAAUCGAGAGGAAGACUUCUUCUUUGUAUUGCACAACAUUCUUGCUGAGAUGGAAGAGGUGACCGAGCUGCAACCAGUUCCAGAUGCUCAUGUCCCUGUAAUGAAAUUUAAGUUUGACGGAAUAUCGAUCGACCUCCUUUAUGCUAGUAUUUCUCUCUUGGUUGUACCAGAAGACCUGGACAUUUCUGAUGUAUCUUUGUUGUACAAUAUCGAUGAGCCUACUGUUCGAAGUCUUAAUGGCUGCAGGGUCGCUGAUCAAAUUUUAAAGCUUGUUCCAAAUGUUGAGCAUUUUUGCACAACACUCAGAUGCUUGAAAUUUUGGGCGAAAAGACGCGGUGUUUAUUCCAAUGUUACUGGAUUUCUUGGCGGAGUAAACUGGGCUCUUCUUGUUGCCCGGGUUUGCCAACUUUAUCCCAAUGCAGUUCCCAGCAUGCUGGUUUCUCGAUUCUUUAGGGUAUAUACGCAGUGGCGGUGGCCAAAUCCUGUCAUGUUGUGUCCCAUUGAAGAGGAUGAACUUGGCUUUUCUGUUUGGGACCCUCGCAGAAAUCCUCGUGACCGGACUCAUCAUAUGCCAAUUAUAACUCCUGCGUACCCUUGUAUGAAUUCUAGCUAUAAUGUUUCACAAAGUACUCUGCGUGUUAUGGUCGAGCAGUUCCGUUAUGGAAACAAGACCUGUGAGGAAGUGGAAUUGAAUAGAGCUCAAUGGUGUGCAUUGUUUGAGCCGUACAUGUUCUUUGAAAGCUACAAAAACUAUCUCCAGGUUGACAUAAUUGCUGCUGAUGUUGAUGACUUGCGUGCUUGGAAAGGCUGGGUGGAAUCUCGACUGAGGCAACUAACUCUAAUGAUUGAACGGGAUACUUUAGGGAUGUUACAGUGCCAUCCUUGUCCACAUGAGUAUGUCGAUACGAAUAAAGAAUGUGCACAUUGUGCAUUUUUUAUGGGUUUGCAGAGGAAACAGGGUGAAAAGGUUCAGGGUCAGCAGUUUGAUAUACGAGGGACUGUUGAUGGGUUCAGGCAUUCCAUUAAUAUGUACAUGUUUUGGAAACCAGGGAUGGAAAUUCAUGUAUCUCAUGUUCAUAGAAGGCAACUUCCUCCUUAUGUGUAUCUUGAUGGUUGUAAACGACCUCGACAAUCCAGAGUUAUGGCCCAGCAGCAGGCUGAUGAUGGUGAAGUUUGUGGGAGUGGUUCUAGUGAGAGACACCUGAAGAGGAAGGAUCUUGAUGGGGUGGAGGUGAAUCAAGAUACUCCACCGCAGAAACGGCAAUCUACUAGCCCUCUGCCCCAUGGUUCAGUUUCUCCUGUAAUUAUCAAUUACAAGGCAAGCAGUGCAUCUCCAGAGCCUUCGGAUAAAGGUUUUAGCAUGGAAGUAGUAGAGUCAAAUAAAAGAACACUGUCUGGUGAAAUGGAGCCUGGAUAUGCCUCCAAUUCCAGUACUAUUACAAAUGUUUCAAGCAAGGGCAGUUGUGAUGAUGCUGGAUUUGGACAGGUGGCUGGUAGCUGUGAGGGGAACACUAGGAGCGUUGAGGGAAGCAGUGUUGGGAGUAACAACCCAGGAUAUUUGCUGGGUGAUGUGUGUGAGGCAGACUCCGAAGCUCUUUCAGAUAGUGGAUGCGUAAAUGGAAACCUACGGUUGAGCCUAACAUCGAUGGCCUGAGCAUGUUGGAUCUUUGUGGAUUUUUCUGAAAUUAAGGGGCUUCAAUUAAUGAGAGAGGACGGAAGCCAGCAGCUCGGGUAAGUGUUCUUUUUAUUGCUGGCUUUCAUUUCGUUCUUUUCCAGGCCUGCUCGUCUAUACAACCUUGCGGACAAAGCCAAGAGAUUCGAACGGGAAGUUUGUCUUUUUGUACAAUUUACUUCUUUAGCAUUUGUGAAUUAUGCUUAUCUGCUCAACUUUUGAGCUUUGGAAGAGUCUUAAGAGAAUUUAUUCAGGUGCUCGCUGAACUUAUGCAGAUAGGCAUUAGUUUUUAACUUUUAGUCGUCUGGGCGGGUGUGGCCAAGGGUUUUUACACUUCGUAGGUACUCUGGAUCUAGGAAAAAAAAAACCAAAAAAAUUGAAAAAGGAAAAAAAGUUCGCAGUGUGUUCUUUUCGCAACCGUGGUGGGGAUUGCUUUGGCUAUGUAAGGUGUUCAAUGUGCAAUGGUCGUUGAGGUUUGUCUGAUCUUCAAUAUUUGUACAUUCGAUACUAUGUAAUGAAUAUUGAAAAUGUCUCCGUCUCCA
Pyrus x bretschneideri (Chinese white pear) is the source of this 3081-nucleotide messenger RNA. RefSeq names its product nuclear poly(A) polymerase 4. NCBI's taxonomy places the organism in Eukaryota, Viridiplantae, Streptophyta, Magnoliopsida, Rosales, Rosaceae. The record is from RefSeq and is a predicted model, not a curated record. Gene Ontology annotation, cellular component: nucleus. Gene Ontology annotation, molecular function: poly(A) RNA polymerase activity; RNA binding.